Molecule: messenger RNA, 3362 nt
Organism: Hyaena hyaena (striped hyena)
Lineage: Eukaryota; Metazoa; Chordata; Mammalia; Carnivora; Hyaenidae
Product: up-regulator of cell proliferation
Exons: 5
Coding region: 25-2841 (938 amino acids)
Molecular function (GO): GTP binding
Source: RefSeq, a predicted model, not a curated record
UUCACCCAGUCCUGCAGCUGCUUCAUGGCCCCGGGACAGGUGUUCGGUUGGUUUGGCAACCUAGUCACUUGUGCGAGAGUCCUGGCCCGCGGGCACCUGGGCAGACGCUCGGAUUUGGGAGAAGUGGCCCCAGAAAUAAAAACAUCUGAGAGACAGACCGCUGUGGCCAUUGCAGAUCUGGAAUGGAGAGAAAUGGAAGCAGAUGACUAUGGUACAAAUGAGGCUCAGGACAGUGACUUCCCAACAGUGGAGAGGAGCAGGCUGCAAGAGAUGCUAUCGUUGUUGGGGCUGGAGACCUACCAGGCCCAGAAGCUCAGCCUCCAGGACGCCCUGCAGAUCAGCAGCGACAGCAUGAGGAACUGGGCUCCUCAGGCUCCCAAAGACUUGCCCUGGAACUUCCUCAGGAAGCUACAGGCGCUCAAUGCCGAGGCCAGGAGCACCACCAUGGUGCUGGACAUGCCCCCGGAUGCCAGGCCUGCGGAGAAGGAGAGCCAGAUGGAAGAGGAGAUCAUCUACUGGGACGCCUCCGAGGACAUCUCUGCAGACAUCUAUUCCUUCUCAGAGCUGCCGACGCCCGACACGCCUGUGAACCCCUUGGACCUUCUCUGUGCCCUUCUGCUCUCCUCAGAUGGUUUCCUACAGCAGGAAAUUGUACUGAAAAUGUCCCUGUGCCAGUUUGCACUCCCUCUCAUCUUGCCCGACUCGGAGAAUCACUACCACACGUUUCUGCUGUGGGCCCUGAGGGCUGUGGUGCGGACAUGGUGGGCACAGCCCCCACGGGGGGUGGGCGGCCUCCGAGAGGACAGUGCGGUGCUGUCCCGAGCCCCUGCCUUUGCCUUUGUGCGCAUGGAAGUCAGCAGCAACUCCAAGUCACAGCUGCUCAACGCUGUGCUCAGCCCCGGCCACCGGCCGCGGGACUGCUUCUGGCACCGCGACCUGAGCAUAGGCACCAACCCCCGGGAGAUCGCAGAUGGGCUGGUGGAAGUGUCCUGGUUCCUCCCCAGUGGCAAGGAGGACCUGGACGUUUUCCCGGAGCCCGUGGCCUUUCUGAACCUGCGGGGCGACAUCGGGUCUCACUGGCUGCAGUUCAAGCUCUUGACCGAGAUCUCAUCUGCCGUGUUCAUCCUGACUGACAACAUCAGCAGGAAGGACUACAAGCUGCUGUACUCUAUGCGGGGCUCAGCCACCAAGUACUACUUCAUCCUGAGCCCCUACCGUGGCAAGCGGAACACAAACCUCAGGUUCCUGAACAAGCUCAUCCCAGUGCUGAAGAUGGACCACUCUCACGUGCUGGUGAAGGUCAGCAGCACUGACAGUGUGGGCUUCGUGCGCCGGGUCCGCUCCAUCGUGGCGCAUGUGGCCCGGUCCCCUUGCAGGAGGCUGUCUGUGGAGGAGAUGGCACAUGCGGCCCGCAAGCUGGGGCUCAGGGUGGAUGAGGACUGUGACGAGUGUCAGCGAGCGAAGCAGCGCAUGGAGCGGAUCACCAGGAGGAUCAAGGACUGUGACGCCUACCGUAGGGACGAGCUGCGGCUGCAGGGGGACCCUUGGCGGAAGGCAGCCCAGGUGGAGAAGGAGCUGUGCCAGGCCCAGCGGGCGGGGGACCCUCCUGACAAGGGCAGGGUGGAGCUGGGGCACCGCCUGCUGGAACUUCGCACACAGCAGAACUGCCAGGACCCAGCCUGGGGGCUGCAGGAGUUCAUCGCGGGCAUCAGCAGCACUUCGCUGGCCGAGAAGCAGUACUUCCUGAGGUGGAUGGAAUGGGGACUGGCGCACGUGGCCCAGCCAAGGCUGCGGCAGCCUCCUGAGACCAUUCUUACCCUGAGACCCAAACACUGUGGCAUGGUGGACUUCAGUGAGUUGCUCUGGCCCGAGCCCCUGGGGGUAGAACACUUCCUGCGGGAGAUGGGACAGUUUUAUGAGGCAGAAAGCUGCCUGGUGGAGGCAGGGAAGCUGCCGACAGGCCAGCGGCGGUUUGCCCACUUCCCAGGCCUGGCCCUGGAGCUGCUGCUGAAGGGGCUUCCUUUGGAGCUGAUCGAUGGCAGCACGCUGAGCACGCCCCUGCGCUGGGUCACGGGGCUCCUGAAGGAGCUGCACGUCCGCCUGGAGAGGAGGUCACGCCUGGUGGUCCUGUCGGCACUGGGUGCACCAGGCACCGGGAAGUCCACGCUUCUCAACACCAUGUUUGGGCUGCGCUUUGCCACGGGGCGGGGCUGUGGCCCUCGAGGGGCCUUCAUGCAGCUGGUCACCGUGGCCGAGAGCUUCAGCCAGGAUCUGGGCUGUGACCACAUCUUGGUGAUAGACUCGGGGGGCCUGAUCGGCGGGGCCCUGGCCACGGCCGGAGAGAGGUUUGAGCUGGAGGCCUCCCUGGCCACUCUGCUCAUGGGGCUGAGCAAUGUCACCGUGGUUAGCCUGGCCGAGACAAGGGACAUACCACCGGCUAUUCUGCAUGCGUUUCUGAGGUUGGAGAAAACAGGGCACAUGCCCAACUAUCAGUUUGUGUACCAGAACCUCCAGGACGCUUGUGGCCCCGGCCCCAGGCCACGGGAGUGGAGGCCACUCCUGGAGCCCCCUGGAGAUGUGAACAGAGCCACAGCACAGAUGGAGAAGCAGGGUGACGGCAUCCGGACGCUGGCUGACCUGGCCUUUUGUGACCCUGAGAAGCAGCACGUUUGGCAUAUCCCUGGCCUGUGGCAUGGGGUGCCUCCCAUGGCCACGGUGAGCUUGGGGUACAGUGAGGCCAUUUUUGAGUUAAAGAGGUGUCUGCUGGAAAACAUCAGGAACGGCCUGUCCAACCAAAACAAAAACAUCCAGCAGCUUAUUGAGCUGAUGAGAAGGCUCUGAGCGCUAGGAAGGGGCCUGGGCUGUGCCUGGUUCCUGACCCUGUAGAAGGGAGAAGGGCGAGAGCCUGGGGGUAGGGGGCUGGGGUUCCCUAAACAGUGUUGAAAAAGGAAGUGACUGAGCAGACCUGCCCAGAGAUGCUCCCAGGAGCCUUGUGGGCCUGGGACUGAGUGUGGGCACGCAGCAGGAAUUUGUUCUGUGUGCAGCUCCUUUCCAGGCCUCUGGGCUCUGGCUCCCUUUUCUUCACUCCUAGGGUGGGGGGUGGUACCCCUGCAGCCCAUCCGGUACCUGGGGAGAGGCCUGAACUCCGUCCUGAGGAAGCAGAGGCAGGCCCUUCCUCCAUGAUCUGCUGGUCCCGACUGACCCCCACCAAGAGUCGCCCCGGGCCCCCUCCGCCUCCUGCAGCCAUGUCUGCCCCACCCCAGACUGUGAACUCCUUGGGGAUGGGGCUGUGUGCGACCUGACUAUACCCCCAGGGCCUGGCACACUGUAGGCGCUUAAUAAAUGUUUGUUAAAAGAGUGGA